GAUGGGAUGGAUUAUUACUGUAUGUUCUGUUCAUUCUCUCUAAAGCAUCUCGCACUGGCUACUGUGGGAGGACAUGGACCUUUGGUCUGACCCAGGGUAGCCGUUCUUAUGUUCUUUUUAUCUGCUUACUGCAUAGACAAUGUCACACUAUUUGUCAAAAAUAAACUCAGUCUGUUUCUGUUAAAAUGAAGUCUGUUAACUGCUACACAAAUUUUUGUUCCAGGACAUGCUUCUGUGAAGUGUCUAUAUUGGAACUUAGUAAUUACAGGCACCUCAUGAGCUCUUGCUACCCUGAACUGUACUUGCAGUCAGUUCUAGACAAGUGAUCUGCAUCCGUUUUCAUAUUGGUGGGCUACCUCACAUAUCACAGUAAGAAUGUGAAAAUAGACAAUGUCUAUGGGUAUCAACCAUAUUUUUGCUAAUGUAGUGGCCAUUCAUUCACUAAAGGGGAGAAGUGCCAAGUACCUGGCUCCUUUGCACUGAAAUACACUAUGUAAAAUGUGAGUUAAUUACUAAUAUAAGGAUAGCUGUUUCUAAUGCCCUGCAGUUCUCUGAGGCUUGGGAUUUCUAGGCACAGAAGAAAAAUAGCAGGCCACAUACAGCCUUCAGUAGAAUACUGAUUUAUCACCCUUAGAUGUUCUGGGAUGGCACAUGGCCCUUAAUCUGGAAUGUUUGUAUUCCUCAGUGUGUCAGACCAGUAUGACUCAGUCUCUUUUCAGUUAAUUCAGCCCCAUCAUAUAGUGCUUACUCCUACAAAACUCCCCAUUAAUUUAUCUAAGGACAGAGCUCCACAACUUUUUUUUUCUUCUCUAAUGUGCUUCAUAUGACUGUCUUGUGCAGCUAAAUUCUGGAAGAAGGGAGUUGGGCCCAUCUUCUUUUAUACUGGGAAUGAAGCAGACAUUUGGGAAUUUGCUCAGAAUUCUGGCUUCAUACUUGAGCUGGCCGAAGUGCAGAAUGCGCUAGUGAUUUUUGCUGAGCAUCGGUAUUAUGGGGCCUCUCUUCCAUUUGGGAAACUGUCAAUGCAGCAGGGACGUACCAGCUUGCUCACUGUGGAACAAGCCCUUGCCGACUAUGCAGUGCUCAUUACAGAGCUUAAAAAGCAGUAUGGGGCCAGGGACUGCCCAGUCAUUGCCUUUGGAGGCAGUUACGGAGGAAUGCUGAGUGCUUACAUGAGAAUCAAAUACCCUAACCUUGUGGCUGGGGCACUCGCUGCGAGUGCUCCUCUGUUGUCUGUGGCUGGGAUCGGAGACCCCAACGAGUUCUUUCAAGCUGUCACUGCAAAUUUUCAGAACGCAAGUCCAGCUUGUGCCAAGGCUGUGAGCAAAGCCUUCCAGGAAAUCAACGACCUCUACUUGAGUGGAGCCUAUGAUAGAAUCAGCAGUGAAAUGUCCGUGUGCCAGAGACUUUCUUCCAAGGAAGACAUCUACCAGCUGUUUGGGUUUGCUCGAAAUGCCUUUACCAUGAUGGCCAUGUUGAACUACCCUUACAAAACAGACUUCCUGGGUCACUUGCCUGCUCACCCUGUCAAGGCUGCCUGUGCCCAGAUUCUUGCCCACCAGGACCCCGUUAAAGGGCUGGCAGCGCUUGUUGGAGUGUUCUACAACUCAACUGGCAUGGUGCCCUGUUACGACGUCUACAAACAGUACCGAAAAUGUGCAGACCCAACCGGCUGCGGCACUGGCCUGGAUGCCGAGGCAUGGGAUUACCAGGCUUGUACCGAGAUCAACUUAACCUUCAACAGCAACAAUGUAACUGACAUGUUCCCUGCGAUGCCGUUCACUGAGGCUACGAGACAGCAGUACUGCUUCAGCAAGUGGCUCGUGCAGCCACGCAGGAACUGGCUGCAAACCAUGUUCUGGGGCAGCGACCUGAAAGCUGCAAGCAACAUCAUCUUUUCGAAUGGAGACUUGGAUCCCUGGGCAGGUGGUGGAAUAAAAAGUAACCUCAGUUCCUCACUCAUUGCAAUAACCAUUAAGGAAAGCGCUCACCAUCUGGAUCUGCGAGGAUAUAAUCCAGCAGACCCUCCAUCUGUCACAGCUGCACGCAACCUAGAAGCAAGGAUUAUCCAUGACUGGGUGCAAUCUGCAAGGACUGAGAAGCCCUGGGAGAAGAUGUCUGUGGGUAGAUCACUGUGAAGAUAGUCAGCCAGCCAGAGUGCUGUGCUGCUAGUAUUGGUACCAGAAAGCACAAGGGUUGCAGCCUACGAGCCAAGUCUGCACUGACCGUUUGAUGAAAAUGCCAAUUUAAGUGGCUCUACCAUGGUGAUGAAAAUUCACCUCCUAAGCAUCCUGUGAGUGAGUCAAGUCUGUGUCAAAAGAAAACGAGUAGGCCAAAUCCAUUGACUAAAGGCAACAGCACUUGGUGCCAGCCACAUGCUUACCUGUAUUGUGUUAAAGAUGUAAUUGUCAUCGGAGGAGAGAAUAAAAGCUUGCCUGGAAGUGUUA
Pelodiscus sinensis (Chinese soft-shelled turtle) is the source of this 2444-nucleotide messenger RNA. The record is from RefSeq and is a predicted model, not a curated record. NCBI's taxonomy places the organism in Eukaryota, Metazoa, Chordata, Testudines, Trionychidae.